AUGAAAAACCAAUUCAGUAAUUCAUCAUUUUUAGCAGCAGCUCAAAAUAAUGUGUCCACUCUGAUAGUAAAACCAAACUCUAAAUCAUUAAAUAUAGUGCUGGACACUUGUGUCACACAAAUUAAGAAGAUAGACGAGCCAAAAAUUAUCAACAGAAAUAAAAAACAGAAAAUCUCUGCACAAAACAGUGAAGGAGAAUUCAUAACUAAGUUGAGGGCUUUGACACGAAGACACUAUUUGGAUCAUACAAAACUGAAUGAGGAAAUGCCUGGAUUUGAACUCAAUUUUUCCAUAGGUGAGUGUGAUCGAGCUGCAGCAAUAGAACUUCUACAUUCUUGGCUUGGUGACAACACUACUAAGCUACUCAAAAAUUUCAGCGUCGAACUGAUGGUACAGUUUACUAAUAGACUGAGACACUUAUUGAAUUGCUAUUGCUACAUUGACUCGAGAGUUUCUAUAUUUACAAGUGCUGAGACCUUAGGUAACUUAUUGGCUAAAUCAAAAAUAACUUCAAUAUGUAAGCAUCCUCAAAUUAAAAACGAAAUUGAAAAAAGGUUUGAAACAGCAUUAACUAAAAAGGAUAUGGUUGAGAACUGUUCACUUUUUGAGCUCUAUAAGAGCUGUGAAUAUCUGCAUCUACUAGCAACUGAGAUGGGAAUGCCAAUGUUCCCGUAUCUUAUACUUGACCAUGAUGUUGACGUUGAAAGAAUUAUUUUUUCUUUAUGCACAGUAUCGCCCUAUGGCGAGGAACUACAUGUAGCCCCAGUACUUAAUAGUAUUCAUAAAUUCAAUUGGAAAUUGAUUAAUAAAAUUAUAAAUACGGCAGAAUUUUAUGACUUUUUUGCAAUUUCUAGAGAACUUGAUGUUACGAAAUUCAUGAAUUCCUUCUCUGAGAAAACAAUGAAUAAGCAUAUCAUUCCACUUAUUAAAGAGAACAUUACGAAAUGGGCUUUAGAUAAAUUUACCGCUGGUCAGCAUGAAACAAUUGAAAAAGCUUGUGAUAAUUUCCAUUAUCUUGUUAACGACCAUUCACUUUUUGAGUUUAGUGAUGCGGCUGUGAACCAGAUGUGGAAGUAUCUCUAUGAAAAACUAAAAGCUGAUGAAGAAAUGGAUUAUGUGAAGAUUAUGUCCCCAAUAGUGAAGAAUUUCAAAAGCAUCGAUACUACUCUGCGAUUUCUGAAAGAAAAGCUAUGUGGGUUUGCGCAUAAGAAUCUCUUCACAUUGGAUCAUUGUAAAAACUAUGGUAACGUGGUUUCUUUAAUGGAAUUUUUAUUAGAUGCACAGAAAGAUCGGUAUGAGGCUCUCUCCCAAACCGACCAUUACUAUUUGACUAUUGAAAAUUUGAAGCAAUUCUCAAAAGUAACUAUUGAAGAGAGUGAUGGUAUAAUUUAUGAGCUCAGAGAACUAUACUAUUCUCCUAGCCAACGGCAUAAUGAAUCUGUAAAUGAUAGCUAUAACACUCAUUUCGGAGUGAAGAAGAAUUGGAAAGUGAAUAAACCUUUGCGUGUUAGGAAAAAUCUCAAGGCGUUCAUUAGUAAACUCAACGUUCGUGAACCAAAAAGAAAGCACUUGUUUAACAAUCGUUACCAAUUAGUGGAAAUGAACGUAAAUAUGGAUAAUGGGGAAACAAUAUUUUUGAAAUGCACACCUUUCAUAGUUAGUAUCCUACUUGCAUUUGAAAACCAGACUGUUAUAGACUAUAAAUCAUUGAUGAGACUUACAAAAUUAAGUCAAAGAGUUUUCAGGGACCAUAUAAAGAAGCUAGUACAUCAUGGUUUCAUCAACAUUGAAGGUUCCUCUCUCAUAUUUCGACAAAAUAAUAAAGGUAUCGCUAAGAAUUUAACAAUUACUUAA
Molecule: messenger RNA, 1854 nt
Organism: Pichia kudriavzevii
Lineage: Eukaryota; Fungi; Ascomycota; Pichiomycetes; Pichiales; Pichiaceae
Exons: 1
Coding region: 1-1854 (617 amino acids)
Source: RefSeq, a predicted model, not a curated record